Ctenocephalides felis (cat flea) is the source of this 1568-nucleotide messenger RNA. RefSeq lists its product as uncharacterized. The record is from RefSeq and is a predicted model, not a curated record. Gene Ontology annotation, molecular function: protein binding. Lineage: Eukaryota; Metazoa; Arthropoda; Insecta; Siphonaptera; Pulicidae.
GGUCGUCCUCUGCCUCACAACGUCGGCCAAGGUGUUAUAAUAAGUAACCUGUCACUGGUGCUGCAGGGCGUCAGUCGCACGACAGCCGGAAACUACACUUGCGUCGGAUUCAACGCCGAAGGGGACGCGCCCAGCAAACCGUUCCAGCUGAACGUUCUAUUCGCGCCAACCUGCAGACCAAACCAGCCACGUGUUCAUGGAGUAGCAAAGCAGGAGCGCGCACGUGUCAGAUGUUCUGUGGAAGCAAAUCCACCACAAGUAACUUUUCGAUGGACAUUCAAUAAUUCGGCUGAAAGCAUUGAAGUUGCAGCUGCUCACGUGGCCAGGGCCAGAAGUGAAGACACCAGUGUGGUGACCUACACUCCAGUAACCGAACUAGAUUAUGGUACACUACUCUGUUGGGCUACAAAUAGCAUUGGCAGCCAAAGAGUUCCCUGUGUUUAUCACAUCAUUGCAGCUGGUCGUCCUGAUCAAGUCCACAAUUGUACUGUAACAAACGUGUCUUUGACAUCUCUAACUGUUCGUUGUUCUGCUGGAUUUGAUGGAGGUCUUCCUCAGUCUUUUCUAUUAGAAGCAAGAGAUUCGGGAACUUUAACGACAAGGGCAAAUCUCACUUCUCCAGUGCCCAGAUUCGCAGUUGCUGGUCUAAAUCCUGGUGGAAGGUAUUUAAUUGGAGUAUAUGCUUUCAACGCCAAAGGUCGCGGAGAACCUGUAGUAUUACAAGCUGCAACCCUCAGACUGCCAGAGAAGCAAUUGACUUCAGAAAAAGAACCGCGUAGAAAUAUAUUCUUCCGGAUGACUCCAGCUUUAUCGUUAACAAUUGGAGCUAUUCUUGCAAUAAUAACAGUAGCUCUUUUAGUAGCAGCUAUGCUGAGACUUCAAAGGCGUUGUCGUGGUGGUGUUACUGGAGGUAUUGACGGAGCAGCCCCAAAACAUGGUGAGCCAGCAUCUCCUGGGCCAAGUGACAAAAGUGACACCAUGACUAGUGGUGGUGGUGUUCAUGCCGCCCUUUUAAUGACCGCCACUGGAGGCAAAGAUGCGAAUGGUGGUGGAGCAGGCGUUGCUUGUCCAGAUGACGGUUUGGCGGGCGGUGGUGACGAACGGGGUCCUGAUGUUGUGGCGGAUGCUGAAGCCGACGAGCAGGCAGAGUUUCUGCGUCGCCAACCCACUGUUGCAACGAUAGCUGCUCCAAGAGGCGGCUCGCCAGUUAUUAGUCAAUGUUGUAGAAUCGGAGGCAUGAAUAUGAAUAUUCCUCCGAGUCCUUUGCAAAGGAUACCGCCAGGAGAACAGCAUAUGAUUCUUAAUAAUCAAACGUUGUACCCAGCGCGCGCCAUCCCCCGGCACAUGUGGCCGAGCUACGGCGGCGGCGUAGCGGGUGUGACCAACAUGUACCACGGACCGCCGCCUUCCCAUGUGAAUGCGGUCACCAGUAUACCAAUGCGACCUCUGCCUAGAAAUUCAAUUUCGAGGCCAAUGACGAGCCUGACGGAAGAAGACAAUUCGUCCGAUCUGUCUAACAUAGUCAAAAGAGAAUCAACGGUCUGACUGUAGGUUUCCGGCUAACGGCC